AUGAUGUUAAGAGGUACCCUCAGACAAAGCAGGUUGACCAGAACUACACACUUGCCAAUAGUGAGGCUCUUUUCAUCCUCACCCCUUAAAUUUCAAGAAAUUCCUAAAUCAAAGCCUCAAGAAGAGCCUAAAUCAGAUGGAGAACCUAAAAGAAGACCCUUGAGUAGAGUUGCAAUUGGUGGGUCAAAAGAUUCCUUAAAACAGUUCAACAAAGGCAGUGGUUUAGAAUUUGCAACCUGGAAAGCUGUGGUGAUCCUUCUCGUAUUUGGUGGUAUUGGUACAUACUUUUUCCAAAAGGAAAAAGCCAGGCUACAACAUCACAGGGAAAUGGAACAAAAUAGAAAGGUUGGGACUCCAUUAAUCGGUGGACCAUUUAACUUGGUUGACACAAACGGAAAUUCUUUUACUGAAAAGAACCUUGUUGACCCUAAGGGAAAGAAGUUUUCUAUAUUAUAUUUUGGGUUCACUCAUUGUCCUGAUGUAUGCCCUGAAGAGCUUGACAAAUUAGGUGACAUGUUGGAAAUUCUCAAAAAGAACAAUGUUGAAAUUCAGCCAAUUUUCAUCACAUGUGAUCCUAACAGAGACACCCCUAAAGUUGUUGAUGCUUACUUGAAGGACUUCCAUCCAGAUAUUAUUGGGUUGACAGGAGAAUAUGAAGAGGUAAAGAAUGCUUGUAAAAAGUACAGGGUCUACUUUUCAACACCACCAGAUGUCAAACCUGGUCAAGACUACCUAGUCGAUCAUUCAAUAUUCUUUUACGUCUUGGAUCCAGAAGGAAACUUUGUCGAUGUUAUUGGAAGAGAAGCGUUGGCUCCAGAAAGUGCCUUGAAGAUUACCGAGUUAUCCGAAGCAUAUAUUCCAAAAUCAGAGAGAGAGGCAAAACAAAAUGGAUUGUUGGGAUUCCUUUAUAAAUAA
Molecule: messenger RNA, 915 nt
Organism: Lodderomyces orthopsilosis Co 90-125
Lineage: Eukaryota; Fungi; Ascomycota; Pichiomycetes; Serinales; Debaryomycetaceae
Gene: SCO1
Product: Cu-binding protein
Exons: 1
Coding region: 1-915 (304 amino acids)
Biological process (GO): mitochondrial respiratory chain complex IV assembly; intracellular copper ion homeostasis
Cellular component (GO): mitochondrial inner membrane
Molecular function (GO): copper chaperone activity; copper ion binding
Source: RefSeq, a predicted model, not a curated record